AUGAAACUCGUUCAGUUUACAUAUAAAAAUGAUCCAUGUGGGAUUCGUGUUGGAUAUUUAGCUGGAGAAAAUGUUGUAGAUGUUAAUAAAGCAGACUCAAGUUUGCCAUGUACACUUUUGGAUAUUUUAAAAACUGGAGCCUUGGAUAAAGUGAAAAAGAUUGAAAGCAGUAAUCCCCAAAAGAUACCUCUAUCGUCAGUAAAGCUCACCGCUCCCAUCCAUGGAAUGGAUAAAGUGCUUUGCAUUGGUCUCAACUACAAGGACCAUUGCGAGGAACAAAACUUGUCUCCGCCGGAAGUGCCGAUCAUCUUUAGCAAGUUUGCGAGCACUGUAAUUGGAACCGGCGAAGCUGUCAGAUUGCGUGACGUUACCCAGAAGGUGGACUGGGAGGUGGAAUUAACUGUGGUGAUUGGUAGAGCAGCGAGCAAUGUCAAAGCGGCCAACGCGUUCGACUACGUGCUUGGAUAUACUGUGGCGCAGGACAUAAGCGCUAGGGAUUGGCAGAAGAAUAGAAAUGGCGGACAGUUCUUGCUUGGGAAGUCUAUGGACACAUUCUGUCCAAUCGGCCCCUGCAUUACCACUAGCGAUGAGAUCGGAGAUCCGCAGAACCUCUACAUCAAGUGCUCCGUCAAUGACGUCCUGAAACAGAGCAGCAAGACAGAUCAGUUAAUACACAGGAUCCCUGACGUCAUAGAGAGACUGUCUUCAGUAAUGACGCUCCUACCUGGUGACAUCAUACUUACCGGAACUCCUGGUGGAGUGGGGAUGUACCGCAACCCCCCGGAAUACCUUAAACCCGGUGAUGUCAUCCACAGUGAGAUUGAGAAGAUCGGCGUGCUCGAAACAAGAGUUGAGAAAUUUUAA
Messenger RNA from Parnassius mnemosyne (clouded apollo), 864 nucleotides. NCBI's taxonomy places the organism in Eukaryota, Metazoa, Arthropoda, Insecta, Lepidoptera, Papilionidae. The record is from the annotation of a GenBank genome assembly.